Molecule: messenger RNA, 1473 nt
Organism: Homalodisca vitripennis (glassy-winged sharpshooter)
Lineage: Eukaryota; Metazoa; Arthropoda; Insecta; Hemiptera; Cicadellidae
Product: protein-tyrosine sulfotransferase 1-like
Exons: 7
Coding region: 102-1172 (356 amino acids)
Biological process (GO): peptidyl-tyrosine sulfation
Cellular component (GO): Golgi apparatus
Molecular function (GO): protein-tyrosine sulfotransferase activity
Source: RefSeq, a predicted model, not a curated record
ACUCGAGCACGACACUGCGGUGCAGUGCGUCUCGCGCCACCGCUCGGUCUGGUCCAGUGCUCGUGAGUGUGUGCAGUGAGGUGCGGACCAUGUGAGACACCAUGUCAACUCCCGCUAACGUUGUACCUUGCCAGCGAUGCGGUGGAUACAAGGUGUCAGAAAAAGUGUCCUGGGCUACUAGAGGGAGCAGCAAGUUGGCCCUAUAUCUGAUAAUACUGACGAUAACCAUGGUGACGGCCUUCAGACUGCAUCGCUGCUAUCAUCAGCCACGCCAGAAAGCCUGGAGGCAGGGUGAGGACUACGACCGCUGGCUGCCGUUGGUAUUUGUCGGCGGCGUCCCACGAUCCGGUACCUCGCUGGUCAGAGCCCUCCUGGACGCUCAUCCUGACAUCCGGUGCGGCCCGGACACCAGGAUCAUACCACGAGUACUGCAGAUGUACCAUCAAUGGCUCACCGACGGCAAGGAACACAGGAGACUGCUGGAGGCCGGGGUCGACUCUCAGGUGCUGCAAGCAGCCGUGUCAGCGCUGUGCCUGGAAGUCUUAGUCCACCACGGGGACUUCGCACCUCUCCUCUGCAACAAAGAUCCUCUCACAUUCCAGUACGCGGUGUACCUCUCAGAAUUGUUUCCUAGGGCAAAGUUCCUACUGGUAGUUCGGGAUGGCAGGGCUGCCGUACACUCCAUCAUAUCCAGGCAGAUUCACGUGGCUAGGUACGAUCUAGAGAGUUACCAAAGCAGCAUAUCUCAAUGGAACAAUGCUACGGACCUGAUGCUCGACCAGUGUCAACUCAUAGGACCUAGCCGCUGCCGCGUCCUACAUUACGAGAUGCUGGUCUUGAGCCCUCGUCGGGUCCUUGAUGCAGUCCUGCGGUUCCUGGAAGUCCCUUGGGACGAGAACGUCCUUCAUCACGAAUCCCUCAUCGGUAAACCUGGAGGCAUCAAGCUAUCGAGGUUCGAAUACUCCUCAGCAGAAGUAAGGCGAGCGAUACACAAAGAUUCACUGAACCGGUGGGUCGGCAGAUUCCCGGAAGAGGUCCUGCGGGAUUUGCCCCGUCUAGCGCCAGUAUUGUCCAGACUCGGGUACGACCCCGCCGACUCUGUUCCUGAUUACGGAACUUUGGCGGAAACUUGGGACUUGGACAGCGUCUUCCUGGCCAGUGACGUCACGUGACGGUGACCAAAGUGUGUGAAUGUGUUUUGGAAUGGUUCGUCCAUGAUAUAGCUUGUAAAUACUAUUAUGCUGUGUGAAUAGGGCUUUUAAACCAAAGAAGACCUUUAGUUGAAUUUUAAUAAACAUUUGGUAUAUCUGUUCAGGAGUAUAUUUUAAUAGUUGAUUGAUCCUACCUACAAACUAUUCAAUAAUCUUAAUGAUAGACUUUUCAUAUAAUACUCGACGUAUCUGAUCCAUUUGAAAUUGUAUAAUGUUAUAGGAAAUGUACGUGUUGAGACAAAUAAAGCGAAAUAAAACAGUA